AUGGACAAGGGUCGGCGCACGACAGCAAUGGAAUGGCAAAGGAAAGCCGCAUCGUCCAUCCAUCUCGAUCCGAAACAGCCAUCGACGACUAGGUACCAGCAGACGCUUCGAGGAAAACGUGGUUCAAAGGGAACCCCUGUGCGCCACGCCGACGCUGCCAGCCCUAAGCGGCGUCAGGGCUCGCCAACGCCGAGCACCUUCAAUAUUAUCUUGAUUCGCGCACCAAUCAGGAGGCUCCAUCCGCUCCACUCCAGGCCCAUGGAUGAAUCGAAGCCAAGCGAUGGUCGUCGGCACUUCGUCAUGCGCAUGGGAAAUGUCCCUACCAACCAUCGAUUCCGAGUCGACGACGUCCCCCUCUUCAUGCCCAUGCAUCGCGCCUUUCCGGGAGCACGGGAAGCGCUCGCGAGGACGGAGCGGCGGGAGCACGGGGCGAGGACGGCGACGGCGGAUGCCACCAGCUUCCCGCCUCGACGAGGCGCAAGCCAGCCGGCCGAUGAGACGGCGAGCGCUGCCAUCACCCGCCGCCAAGACCCGGUGAUGGUCGCUGCGAUCCCACUCUGGCUCCCGCCCGCUGACGCUUGCCUGCCCAUCCAUCUCGAAACCAUCGGCUCCCUCGCUCUUCCUCCCUCUCCGCUUUCUCUUCCCCUCCUCCUUUACCUCCUCCUCCUCCUUCACCUCCAUCUCCCCUCCUCCGGCUCCUUUCCCUUCUUUACUGCUCCGCAGUUCGGGAGCGGCCGCGACGGCAUCGACAACGACAACGAUUCCGAAUCCGAAUCCGAAUCCGAAGCACAUACCAUGGUACGCGGCCCGUCAGGUUGGCGAGGCGCCCUCGCCGUCGGCCUCACCCUUCUCGCGUCAUCACCCUCGGCGGACGCCGCCAUGCCCGUCCAAUUCUACGUCGAGGCAUCCAUGGCGGCGAUACAAACGCUCAACCGCCUCUUCUACAACGUCAACACGGGCAUCUGGGACGAUGCCUGGUGGAACAGCGGCAACGCGCUGACGACGCUGGCCGACUUCACAAGGCUCCGCCUGCCCGAGGCCAACAGGCUCAACCUCGGCGGCUACAUGAACAACACGUUCGUGCAGGCGCAAAAAACCAUGGUGCAGACGUCCAAGGUGGUCAACAAGAUGGGCUUGCCCUCGUCGACGUACUGCAUCGACGCGCACAGCGGCUGCAUGUCCAAGCGCGACUUCCUCGGCAAGCGAGGCUUCGACGACUUCCGCAACGACUUUUACGACGACGAGGGCUGGUGGGCCCUCGGCCUCAUACGCUCCUUCGACGUGACGGGGCAGAGGCAAUACCUCGUCGCCGCCAUCGACGUCUUCGACGACAUGCGCACCGGCCUCAACACGCCCUGCGGAGGCAUCUACUGGAGCAAGGAGCGCAAGUACGUCAACGCCGUCGCCAACGAGCUCUACCUCGCCGUCGCCACCUCGCUGGCCAAGCGCAUCCCCGACAACCGCAUGUACCUCGACAUCGCCCUGGCGCAGUGGGCCUGGUUCAACGGCUCCGGCAUGAUCAACGGCGAGAACCUCAUCAACGACGGCCUCGACGAGCACUGCAAGAACAACGGGCUGCAGACGUGGAGCUACAACCAGGGCGUCAUCCUCGGCGCUCUCGCCGAGCUGAGCACCAUCACCCGCGACCAGCAGUACGUCAACAGGGCGGUGACGCUGGCCAUGGCCUCGAUGAAGGCCCUCUCCAACGCCGAAGGCAUCCUCAUCGAGACGGACAAGUGCGAGCUCAAGCCCGGCAACUGCGGCCGGGACGGCGCCCAGUUCAAGGGCAUCUACGUGCGCAACCUGGCCUACCUCCACAAGGUGGCCCCGCGCAGGGAGUUUGCCGACUUCAUCAUCAGGAACGCCGACUCCAUCUGGCAGAGGGACCGAAACAGGGCCAGCCUCGGCAUCGCCUGGGCGGGCCCCUACAUCAAGGCGACGGGGCAGACGCAGAGCAGCGCCCUCGACGCCCUCGUCGCCGCCAUUUCCGUCCUGCAAUAG
Molecule: messenger RNA, 2001 nt
Organism: Drechmeria coniospora
Lineage: Eukaryota; Fungi; Ascomycota; Sordariomycetes; Hypocreales; Ophiocordycipitaceae
Exons: 3
Coding region: 1-2001 (666 amino acids)
Biological process (GO): carbohydrate metabolic process
Source: RefSeq, a predicted model, not a curated record